GUUUUUUUUUCCCUCUUCUUUGUUUGCCAACGGUAGUGUUAACAUCAUGUCGAUGAAAUUCAAAAAGAAUGGAAAGGGAAAACAAGGUUCUUCCGACUCGUUGAAACUUGGCGAAGACGAAUACGCUCAAGUGAUUGAAGGUGUCAAACGCAUUUACAGCACCAAGAUUCGUCCUUUAGAAACCACUUAUAAUUUCGAGGGUUUCCACUCGGCUCCGUUGACUGAUUCCGAUAUUGAAGCGAAACCUAUUGUGUUGCUCAUUGGCCAAUAUUCCACGGGCAAAACAACCUUCAUUCGUUAUUUACUGGAUAAAUCUUAUCCUGGUGAACAUAUUGGUGUGGAGCCAACCACGGAUCGUUUUGUCGCUGUUAUGCAAGGUUCCGAGGAUCGCGUUAUUCCCGGUAAUGCGGCCGCCGUUAACCAGGAACUGCCUUUUCGAGGACUCAAUCGGUUCGGCCAGGCUUUCCUUUCGCGCUUUCAGGUAUCACAAACCAAUUCUCCUGUGCUAGAGAACAUGACGAUCAUCGAUACCCCUGGUAUUUUAGCCGGUGAUAAGCAAUCCGUCGAACGUGGUUAUGAUUUUACCCAAGUGAUUGAAUGGUUUGCUCAGCGGGCCGAUCUCAUCUUGCUUAUGUUUGAUUCUCAUAAGCUUGACAUCUCGAACGAAUUUAAAAUGGCUAUUCAUUGUCUUCGAGGUCAAGAGGAAAAAGUUCGCGUCCUCCUCAAUAAGAGUGAUAUGGUGAACCAGCAACAACUCAUGCGUGUAUAUGGCGCCAUGAUGUGGUCUUUAGGAAAAGUGGUGCAGACACCUGAAGUAAUGCGCGUGUACCUGAGUUCUUUCUGGAUCGAGAAGCCCGUGAAUAGCUUUGAAGAUUGUCGUGAACUGAUUGAAGCUGAAUCGAAAGAUCUACUUCGUGAUCUGAAGGAGUUACGGCGUAAUGCAGCCAUACGAAAGAUCAACGAAAUCAUAAAACGGGCACGCAUGGCCAGGGUACAUGCCUUGAUCAUCAGUCAUCUCAAAAAAGAAAUGCCUUCGAUGUUUGGCAAGAAAAAGAAACAGGAAGCGUUACUCAAAAAUUUGGAUCAAGAGUUCCUAAAGAUUCAGCAACGUCAUCAUCUUCCUCCAGGCGACUUUCCCAAUCCUGAUCGAUUCAGACAAAACCUAGCAUUGUAUGAUAUGGACAAGUUCAAAUCGCUUAAAGAGGACCUGCUUGAGCGAGUGGAUGAUGCUUUGGCAACUGAUCUGCCUCGAUUGAUGUCCAUGUUUCCUAUGAUGAACCCUGAAUUGGAAGAAGCUCAAAAGAAUCCUUUUGAGGCAUUCUCAGCUCAACCUGGCGAAGUACCACCCUCCUACUGGCAUUUUUCGUCGGUAGAUAAAGCCUCCUACGCACCCAUGUUCCAGAGUCUGAAUCCCAGGGAAGGCAAAGUGAGCGGUGCUCAAGUCAAACCGAUUUUGAUGGAAAGUGGGCUGCCGAACGAGAGCCUUGCCCAAAUUUGGCGAUUGGCUGAUUUUGACGCAGACGGUUACAUGGAUCUUGACGAGUUCUGUAUCGCUAUGCAUAUGAUCAAAGCCGUCCAAAAUGGCGGUCAUCUGCCCGAGAAAUUGCCCUCCUCCAUGCUACCAAAUAGGAAGUUUUAAUUUCAUCAUAUACCAUUUAAUACUCUUUAGCUAGAGCUAUGGACCUCCUUCUUAUUGCCAAUGCUUUAAUAGAAAUCAUACGUAUCGCACAUCCUGUUCCCUCUGGUAAUCUUUUUUGCCCCGUUCUCAGCUCUUAACAAUCUACAUUUAAAGAGAAAGCAACCGGCACUGCCGCUUAAUCACUGGAGUGAAAGCGUAAAUUGUGAGAGGUACACAUUAGCGCGUAACCUUUACGAUGACAAUUGCGUUUUGUGUACAUUGGCUCGGUAAAUGGCAG
This is a messenger RNA of Radiomyces spectabilis, 1916 nucleotides long. RefSeq names its product P-loop containing nucleoside triphosphate hydrolase protein. Gene Ontology annotation, molecular function: GTP binding; calcium ion binding; protein binding. NCBI's taxonomy places the organism in Eukaryota, Fungi, Mucoromycota, Mucoromycetes, Mucorales, Radiomycetaceae. The transcript is spliced from 8 exons. The record is from RefSeq and is a predicted model, not a curated record. Gene Ontology annotation, cellular component: plasma membrane; cytoplasm. Gene Ontology annotation, biological process: endocytosis; endosomal transport. The coding region runs from base 47 to 1639 and encodes 530 amino acids.